CCCAGCUCAGAUUUCUCUGGCAGCUGGAAAACAUUAUCCCUGACUUUGGACGGCAUCUCUAGAGGCCCUAUCAUCAUGGCGACGAAGCUUUGGGAGAGGAUGUCGGGCGCUCAGCUGACUUUCUGUGUGAACUUCAUCACUUCCUUUGGCAUCUUCUUUGAGGGCUGGAAUCAGGGGAAUAUGGGCUUCGUCAAUUCUUCACCAGAGUACCAGCGCCUCAUGGGUAUCGGACAGAAUGGGGUCAUUGACAAGCCCUUGAGAGAAGGCGGUAUUGUAGCAAAUUAUUACCUUGGAGCAACUAUUGGGGGUCUCUGGGGCGGUCACAUUGCAGAUAAAUAUGGUCGGGUCAAGGGUGUUCUCUUGGGUUGCUUUUUUGUUCUCUUAGGAGCGCCGCUCAUGGCAUCAGCCAAGAACGCUGCUUGGAUGUGUUGCGCGCGUGUAAUCGCGGGAUUAGGUGUCGGUUUCUUCAUCACAAUCAUCCCAGUGUGGUCGGCUGAAAUCUCCAGCGCUGACAAGCGUGGAUCCGUCUUCUCAUGGGUGCUUGUCGCCAACUUUUUUGGCAUAUUCUGUGCCUACUGGACAGGUUUUGGUCUCAGUUUCAUCAAGGAUCCCGAAUCUACAAUCCGGUGGCGACUUCCCUUCGCACUUCAGGCUAUUGUUCCACUCCUCAUGAUCCCUCUUAUCUCAAUGCUGCCGGACUCGCCACGUUGGCUCCUAAAACAAGGACGCCAUAAAGAGGCAUUGAGCGUUAUAGCAGUGUUUCGAGGAGAUGGUGAUCCUGACCAUCCGGAUGCGAGGCGAGAAUAUAUUGAGAUCAUAAAGUCGAUCGAGGAAGACAAGAAGUUGGCCGACUUUGACUCCUACUGGAGGAUUGUGACAGACUAUAAGAAAGACAGGCUGCAUUUUGGGCGGCGCGCAGUGCUCGCUUUCGGUAUCCAAAUGCUUGUCGAGAUCGGAACUGGUAUCUCACUUACUACAAUCUACGCGCCAACAGUCUUUAAACAGGCUGGGUUCAGUCCAUAUAAAGCUGAUUGGCUUUCUGGAAUUAAUGGUGCUAUGGGUAUUCUCGGCACUAUCUGUGCCGUCUUUCUCUGCGAUCGAUAUGGUCGUCGAACAAAUCUUAUGGUUGGCAACGUUUUCAUGGGUUCCCUUAUGUGGAUCUUUGCUGGCCUAAGCAAAGGGGCAAUCGAUCAUCCCGAGAGCAGGGGCAAAUACGGCGCUGCUGCUUGCUCUAUGAUUCUGCUCUUUACCUUUGUUCUUUGUGUUUUCUGGAUGAUCGUCUGUUUCGUUUACGCCGCCGAAAUCUUCCCUACCAUGCUCCGUGCAAAAGGCAAUGGCUUCCUGGCGGCUGGUUGGGGACUUGGGAUUGGUAGUGGUGUCCUAUGGUUUCCACCAGUUGUUGCUAAACUGGGAUACCAAACAUUCUACAUAUUCGGCGCUUUGAACUACGUCUGGAUCGUAGUAGUUUACUGCUUCUUUCCCGAGACUGCUGGCCGCUCGCUGGAAUCGAUCGACCUCCUUUUCCGCUCCAAUUCAUGGUUCGUAUGGAAGAACGAGAGAGAUUACGCCCGUCUUCAGGAAGAACAUCAAGCAGGGGUGACAGCCAGUGUUGAAAGGCUUGAGAAAACUGGCAAGGUUUAUGUACAUGCCGGUUCCGGCAAUUCAUCAGAAGAGGUCGCUCAUGUAGAGACGGUUGAAAAACUCUGAUAAUGAGUCGUAGCUACAAACCAGCUUCGUUAGUAUUGGUUGUAAAUAGCUGGGAAUGGCUUGUGUUAUUCUGUUGCCAAUAACCUCCGUAUUAAUGUUUGACUUCUGAC
This is a messenger RNA of Amorphotheca resinae ATCC 22711, 1817 nucleotides long. RefSeq lists its product as hypothetical. The record is from RefSeq and is a predicted model, not a curated record. The transcript has 4 exons. The coding region runs from base 76 to 1707 and encodes 543 amino acids. Gene Ontology annotation, biological process: transmembrane transport; carbohydrate transport. Gene Ontology annotation, molecular function: carbohydrate:proton symporter activity. NCBI's taxonomy places the organism in Eukaryota, Fungi, Ascomycota, Leotiomycetes, Helotiales, Amorphothecaceae. Gene Ontology annotation, cellular component: membrane.